GAUGACCUUUCCCAUCGUGUGUGAGACACGCCUUUCUACCAGGUAAAUACUAAAAUGGCGGAGAAGAAGAGUGUGUUCAUAGCCUACCCUCACAACCCAGAGCCCUACGAAUAUCUUGAUCCACCUGAUACCAGUGACCAGAUUGUGUUGGAUCAAUUUGAGCAAUCCAGACAACGUAAAGCUGAGGAACAAGCACAGAACGUUGACCAACACAAGAAACUUGUUCAUGACUUCGCCAUUUUCCUCCAAGAAAACCAUGUGAAUGUCAGUUAUGAUCAACAAAUUGACGACAUUGGAUGUGGGAAUCGAAUGAAAUGGUAUGAGGAGAGGAUCAGAGAAGCUGACUACAUUAUUGUCAUAACAACUCCAUCUCUGGUGACUUUUCUAAAUGAAGAUGCUCCUGAUGAAGAAAUGCUAUUUGCAGGUGAAUUUUUCUACACCAUAAUCAACUUGGAAAGGACAAGCGACGUUUUAUCUGUAUUUCUCAACCGCCCUAAAAACAGUGAACUCUUACCCACAACACUCAAAGCUGGCAAUGUGUAUCAGAUAGAUAAGCCAUUCACGUUGGACUCAAGAGCCGAUGACAUGGAGAGACUGUACGCCCUGCUGAGUGGUCAAAAUCGAUUCAUAACUCCUCUACCUGCCUCUACAGGACCAACACCAUUGAGACCAAGAGGAAGAAUUCACGGAGGAGCUCGCGAGGUGCCAAUAAAUUCACAAGGAAAAGCUGUCUUUGAGCGUCUCUCACAAAUCCAAGCCCACCUCACCGAUAUGCAGAUCAACUCCAUUUCAGUCAAGGCAAGAUUCCACGCUCGUUGGCGAUCUCUUGCUCCCUUGCUUGGACUGACCCCUGCUCAGAUAGAGGCAUGUGAGGUGAACAGUGGAGGGUAUGGAGAAAGUGAGAAAUGUCUGCAAAUGCUGCGAACGUGGAAGGACACUGGACUGUUCGGCCCUCCUCAGAACAUCAGUGUAGCUCACCUAGCUCAUCAAAUCUAUGCUAGUCUCCGAAACAUGGAGAUGUUAGGGGUUUUAGGAGAAUGUGUACACUAGUUUUUUCAUGUUGUUUUGUACUUAUUAAUUUAGUAUUGCUUUUUCAUUUUUUUUUGCAAUGUAGAUCUAUACGUACGUAUGUAGAGGGCGGUUUGUUGUUAGCCUCGUCCCCAGCUGGCUUUACUUUUCUUGUUUUUGUCUGUUCUCUCAAUAUAAAUGAGCUACAUGUUGUA
Molecule: messenger RNA, 1223 nt
Organism: Halichondria panicea
Lineage: Eukaryota; Metazoa; Porifera; Demospongiae; Suberitida; Halichondriidae
Exons: 2
Coding region: 55-1050 (331 amino acids)
Biological process (GO): signal transduction
Molecular function (GO): protein binding
Source: RefSeq, a predicted model, not a curated record